AAGAGUAAUAAGGGCAGGUUAUUAUUUGUUUACUUUUUCGUUUUGUUGCAAGUGCUAAAAUAAAUGGAGCUUGAUCCUGAUAUUGUAAAAGAAUUCGAGGGCCUACAGGUUUCUACUCGCCAAAUAAGUGCCGAAGAAUUGGCCAAUUUUGAUGAGAACGCCCCACUGCGUCCACGAGAGGAGCUGAAGCACCCGACCUACAGUCACAUUCCCAAAUUCUACCACGGACAUGUUGAGGAUCCACUGCGGCAGAGUCUCCGAAAGGAGGCUCAUUCUCUCUUCCUGCAGCAAAAGUCCCAGGAAUUACUAGACAACGACGAUCUAAAUGAAUUGUGGAGUAUUCUCGAGAGGCAUGUCACAAAGACAACUCCAAUGAGCCAGCAGCUGGUUGAUUAUGAUGAUUACCUAAAAGUGUUGAGUGAAAUUAGUGACAAGUGUCGCAAAUAUUUGACUUCACGGCUAUUUGCCAAACUGCUCUGCGGCUCAGCAUAUCCUGGAAAGGUGGAAAUUGCAUCCAUUUUCAACUACACAAUGCGCAAGGUGUGGCUGAUGCAGGGACGGAUUGGACUCUCCUUUUACGAUGAAAUAGGCCAAGGUUAUCUACGCGAAAUCGACAUGGAGAACUACAUUAUAGACAUAAUACCGACUCUGGCUCAGAUCCGCGACUGUGUGCAGCCAUCGUUUCAAAGUUUCUAUGUGUGUACAGUGGUAAAGAAGUUCUUUUUCUUCCUCGACUCGCUGCAUACAGGUCGCAUAAGGAUACGGGAUGUCCUGGCCUCGGGCCUGCUUACCGAGCUGCUUGAUCUGCGUGAUGAGGCCAAUCCUAAAGAACCCCAGGAAUACAAUUGGUUCUCCAUGCCCGCAGUUCUCACUGUUUAUGGAAACUAUCUCAAUUUGGACAAGGACCACAAUGGCAUGCUUAGUAAAAAGGAGCUAGCUGCCUAUGGUUCAGGAACACUUACAUCAGUGUUUCUUGAUCGUGUGUUCGAGGAGUGUCGCACAUACGACGGAGAAAUGGACUACAAAACAUUCUUGGACUUUGUCCUCGCUCUGGACAAUCGUCAGACUCCCCAAGCCCUGCACUAUCUCUUUCGCAUUCUGGAUGUUCAGCAUACGGGCUACCUCACUGCCCAGACACUUCAUUUCUUUUUCAAGGGCAUACAGGAGCAAUUGAGAGCUCUGAAUGCAGAAGCUGUUAACUUUGAGGAUAUCAAGGAUGAAAUAUUCGAUAUGGUCAAAUCAAAAGAUCCCUGCAAAAUUACCCUACAGGAUUUAAUUAACUGUGGUCAAGCCGAGACAGUGGUGUCUAUACUAAUUGAAUUCCACAAAUUCUGGGCUUAUGAAAACCGUGAGGAUAAUCCACAGAAUGUUUAAAGAACCUGAAGUAAUAUAAGCUAAGUGGAAGAUUGUGCCAGGCACGUUUUAUUUAAUUUUUUAAAAUUUACUGUAGUCAAUCCACCAGGAUUUUCAAUUUUCAAAACAAGUUUAGGCCAUCAUUUAAAUCCAAUAAGACUGAACGAUCUAAGUAGAAUAUAAAGAAUUGCAUAAUUCGUCUUCUUUACGUACAAAUCUCUUAAUUCAAUAAGAUUGAUCUAUUAAAUACGGUAUUAAUUUGA
This is a messenger RNA of Drosophila willistoni, 1616 nucleotides long. RefSeq names its product serine/threonine-protein phosphatase 2A regulatory subunit B'' subunit gamma. The transcript has 3 exons. Gene Ontology annotation, biological process: T cell homeostasis; cortical cytoskeleton organization; B cell homeostasis. Gene Ontology annotation, cellular component: spindle; centrosome. Lineage: Eukaryota; Metazoa; Arthropoda; Insecta; Diptera; Drosophilidae. The record is from RefSeq and is a predicted model, not a curated record. Bases 64 to 1374 code for a protein of 436 amino acids.